UGCCCGGCGGAAGAGCAGGGGCUGCACUGCCAGCACCCCGACUGCACUGACAAGAGGAGGGCAGCCAAGGUAUGCCACCACGCCGAGUGCCAGCAGCUGAACCACAGCAGCCCCCUCAGCCUGUGUGAGGUCUGCGACGGCCGCCUCCACGGUGCCAUGCACUUCGACGGGCACAUCCGCUUCGACUUGCCCCCGCAAGGCUCCAUCCUGGCCCGCAACGUGUCCACCCGCUCGUGCCCCCCGCGCACCAGCCCUGCCUCCGACCUGGAGGAAGACGACGAGGGACCGGCGGACGGGAGGGGGGACAGGAAGAGCUCGGCGCUGAAGCUGCCCAAGAAGAAGGCUCGGCGCAGACACACAGAUGACCCCAGCAAGGAGUGCUUCACCCUGAAGUUUGACCUGAAUGUCGACAUCGAGGCGGAGAUCGUGCCGGCCAUGAAAAAGAAAUCCCUGGGGGAGGUGCUGCUGCCGGUCUUUGAGAGGAAGGCGAUCGAGCAGAGCAAGGUGGACAUCUACCUGGACCAGUCCAACACACCGCUCUCCCUCCACUUCGAGGCGUACCGCUUCGGGGGACACUACCUGCGGGUGAAAGCCAAGCCCGGGGACGAGCUGAAGGUGGAGCAGGCAGCACGGGAUGCCCGGUCGGCCAGCCUGCCCAUCCUGCGCCCCGCUGGCACCGCUGCGCUCUUCGGGCCAGUGCUGGAGCCGGUGCUGGGCCGCCGGGAGGGUGCUGAGGUCCUGGCUCCAGGCAGGCGGAGGAAGAACAUGACGGAGUUCCUGGGGGACGCCAGCAUCCCUGGCCCCGAGCUGUCCCCACACGGCAGUGGCUCCCUGCCCACCAAUGGCACCGACACCUGGAAGAACCGUGCCGCCAGCCGCUUCAGCGGCUUCUUCAGCUCCGGCGCUGGCACCGGCCCCUUCGGGCGGGAGGUGGAUAAGAUGGAGCAGCUGGAGAGCAAGCUGCACACCUACAGCAGCUUCGGGCUGCCCAAGCUGCCGCCGCAGCUCCGCUUCGACCAGGACUCCUGGGAGGAGGACGGGGAUGACAGCAGCCUGGCGCUGGAGGACAGCUGGCAGCAAAUCAUCGAGGGCACGGAGGCCCUGACACGCCGGCAGUGCCACCAGCAGGAAGCCAUCUGGGAGCUGCUGCACACCGAGGCCACCUACAUCCGCAAGCUCAAAGUCAUCACCGACCUCUUCCUCUGCUGCCUGCUGAACCUGCAGGAGUCGGGGCUGCUGUGCGAGGUGGAUGCCGAGCGACUCUUUGGCAACAUCAGGGAGAUCAUCCAGCUGCACCGCAGCCUGUGGAGCAGCGUCAUGGCCCCGGUGCUGGACAAGGCCCGCCGGACCAAGGCGCUGCUCAACCCCGUGGACUUCCUCAAGGGCUUCAAGACGUUCGGCUCGCUCUUCAAGCCCUACAUCCAGUACUGCAUGGAGGAGGAGGGCUGCAUGGAGUACAUGCGAACGCUGCUGCGGGACAGCGAGCUCUUCCGUGCCUACGUGACGUGGGCCGAGAAGCACAAGCAGUGCAGCCGCCUGAAGCUCAGCGACAUGCUGGUGAAGCCACACCAGCGCCUCACCAAGUACCCGCUGCUCCUCAAGUCUGUGCUGAAGAAGACUGACGACGCGCGCACCCGUGAUGCUAUCCUCACCAUGAUCGGCUCCGUGGAGCACUUCAUCAACCACGUCAACUCACGUAUGCGGCAGCGUCAGGAGCAGCAGCGCCUGGCUGCCAUCCUCAGCCGCAUCGAUGCCUACGAGGUGGUGGAGGGCAGCACGGAUGAGGUAGACAAGCUGCUGAAGGAGUUCCUGCGGCUGGACCUGACGGCCCCCAUGCCCGGCACCUCCCCGGACGACACCCGGCAGCUCCUCCUUGAGGGCAGCCUGAAGAUGCGGGAAGGUAAAGACAGCAAGAUGGAUGUCUACUGCUUCCUCUUCACUGACCUAUUCCUCAUCACCAAGCCUGUCAAGAAGGCUGAGCGCACCAAGGUGGUCCGGCAGCCCUUGCUGGUGGACAAGGUCGUCUGUCGGGAGCUGAAGGACCCAGGCUCCUUCCUCCUCAUCUACCUGAAUGAGUUUGGGAGUGCUGUGGCUGCCUACACCUUCCAGGCCAGUGGGCAGUCGCUGUGCCGCAGCUGGGUCGAGGCGCUGCACAACGCGCAGAACCUGCUGCAGCGGCUACGUCUGCAGGAGCUGCAGCGCGGGCAGUGCCAGCGCCUGCAGGAAGAGGAAGAAGAGGAGGAGGAGGAGGAAGAUGGUGAGAGCAGCACCUCAGCCGCCAGCUCGCCCACUGUCCUGCGCCGCAGCAGCACCAGCCUGGACUCCCAGCAGUGCCCCUCGGAUGGCUCCACUGAGACCAUCUCGGUGUUGGUGGUGGAUGGUAGUGAUGAGCUCUCCUCCCCGGACUUGGACGUGGGGCCAUUUGGCUCACCAUCAGACAGCACCUCCGUGAGCACCGGCACCUCUGUGAGCACCGGCACCUCCAGCAGCACCUUGAUCAGAGAGCUGCCCACGGACACCCUGCCCCUGCCCCAGGGCCCGGCCGCCCAGCCCAGCAGCUGCCGCUCGGCAUCCAUCGACAGCGCUUACGGCACGCUCUCGCCCGCCUCGACGCGGGACUUCACCCGGCAGCAGGAUGUGGUGGCCGAGGAGGGGCGGGAUGUCCCAGCCCCGCGGCCGCCUUCACCCCGGCUGCGCCGCCGGACACCUGUGCAGCUCCUGCCCUGUAAGGCCCAGGUGCUCAAGUCCAAGUCGGAGGCCAGCCUCCUGCAGCUGCUGGCCAGCCCCCCGGCCCCGCUCAGCCAGAGCCGGAGCCUCUCUGACCUCUGUGCAGCCCCCCCCAGCCCCCCGCUCCCCCAGCGGACUGGAUGUGCCCCGGGGCACCCAGCCGCCCCCAGCACCGGCAGCAGCAGCGGUGACUCCACUUCUGAGCUCUCGGAGCCGGAGGAACACGCAGAGACCCCAGGGCCCACCCUGGGCCAGCCCAGCCGUGGCCCACAGCCCCCCGCCCGCCGCACCCUCUCGGACCCGCCGUCGGCACAGCACCGCAAGCUGACGCUGGCCCAGCUCUACCGGAUCCGGACCACCUUGCUCCUCAACUCCACGCUGACAGCCUCGUACGUGCAGCCCCUCCCCUCUGCUCGCCGUGCACCAGGGCCCCAUGCUAACAGUGCUUCUCCCUCUCUGUGCCUUGCAGGGAGGUCUGAGAGCUGCUAG
Messenger RNA from Cygnus atratus (black swan), 3216 nucleotides. It is a transcript of the gene PLEKHG5, whose product is annotated as pleckstrin homology and RhoGEF domain containing G5. Gene Ontology annotation, cellular component: plasma membrane; endocytic vesicle; axon. Bases 157 to 3216 code for a protein of 1019 amino acids. Lineage: Eukaryota; Metazoa; Chordata; Aves; Anseriformes; Anatidae. Gene Ontology annotation, molecular function: guanyl-nucleotide exchange factor activity. Gene Ontology annotation, biological process: Rho protein signal transduction; endothelial cell migration. The record is from RefSeq and is a predicted model, not a curated record. The transcript has 20 exons.